This is a messenger RNA of Mandrillus leucophaeus (drill), 2652 nucleotides long. It is a transcript of the gene LTK, whose product is annotated as leukocyte receptor tyrosine kinase. NCBI's taxonomy places the organism in Eukaryota, Metazoa, Chordata, Mammalia, Primates, Cercopithecidae. Gene Ontology annotation, cellular component: membrane; signaling receptor complex. The coding region runs from base 179 to 2299 and encodes 706 amino acids. The record is from RefSeq and is a predicted model, not a curated record. The transcript is spliced from 17 exons. Gene Ontology annotation, molecular function: transmembrane receptor protein tyrosine kinase activity; ATP binding. Gene Ontology annotation, biological process: cell surface receptor protein tyrosine kinase signaling pathway; regulation of neuron differentiation; regulation of cell population proliferation.
GGGGUCUGAGGUGGGCGUGGCCAGGCCGGCUUUAGGUCCGGUGAGUGUCUCGCCGGCCGCAGCACACUCCUGUAAGUGGCGGCCAGGGCUGCGGUGGCCAAGUGAGCUGUCAACUUCAGGUUGACAGGGGUGUGGCCACGACCGCAAGGGCUGUUGUUGCCGGGUGGACCUAACAGGGAUGGGACGCUGGGGCCGGCUGCUGGUGUGGUUCGGAGCUGUGGGCGCCAUUCUCUGCUCUAGCCCGGGGUCCCAGGAGCCUUUUCAGCCGUCCUCGCCCCUGCCGCUGGCAAGUCCCGGCCCCCAGGACCCGAAAGUCAGCGCCCCGCCUAGCAUCCUGGAGCCAGCCUCCCAGCUGAAUUCUCCGGGCACCGAGGGGUCCUGGCUGUUUUCUACCUGCGGGGCCAGCGGCCGGCAUGGGCCCACACAGACACAAUGUGAUGGGGCCUACGCGGGGACCAGCGUGGUGGUGACCGUGGGGGCCGCCGGGCAGCUGAGAGGCGUGCAGCUGUGGCGCGUGCCGGGCCCUGGCCAGUAUCUGAUCUCAGCCUAUGGAGCCGCGGGCGGCAAAGGCGCCAAGAACCACCUGUCGCGGGCGCAUGGCGUCUUCGUCUCAGCAAUCUUCUCCCUCGGUCUCGGGGAGUCGCUGUACAUCCUGGUGGGGCAGCAGGGAGAGGACGCCUGUCCCGGAGUGAGCGCAGCCAGGGGUGAUGCUUCAGAGACUGACAACCUCUGGGCUGAUGGGGAAGAUGGAGUAUCCUUCAUACACCCCAGCAGCGAGCUCUAUCUGCAGCCUCUGGCAGUCACCGAGAACCACGGAGAGGUAGAAAUCCGAAGGCACCUCAACUGCAGUCACUGCCCUUUGAAAGACUGCCAAUGGCAGGCAGAGCUCCAGUUGGCUGAGUGCCUGUGCCCAGAAGGCAUGGAGCUAGCUGUGGAUAACGUCACCUGCAUGGACCUGCCCAACCCCCCAGGCCCUCUGGUUCUGAUGGUGGCUGUGGUGGCAACCUCAACACUGAGCCUCUUUAUGGUGUGUGGGGUCCUGAUUCUGGUGAAGCAGAAGAAGUGGCAGGGCCUGCGGGAGACGAGGCUGCCGAGCCCUGAGCUUGAGCUGAGCAAGCUUCGAACCUCUGCCAUCAGGACGGCCCCCAAUCCCUAUUAUUGCCAGGUGGGGCUUGGCCCGGCCCAGUCCUGGCCUCUGCCCCCAGGUGUCACCGAGGUUUCCCCAGCCAGUGUUACUCUGCUGAGAGCCCUGGGCCAUGGUGCCUUUGGGGAGGUGUAUGAGGGACUGGUAAUUGGCCUUCCUGGGGACUCCAGUCCCCUGCAGGUGGCUAUCAAGACCCUGCCAGAACUCUGCUCUCCUCAGGAUGAGCUGGAUUUCCUCAUGGAGGCACUCAUCAUCAGCAAGUUUAGCCAUCAGAACAUUGUGCGGUGUGUGGGGCUCAGCCUCAGGGCCGCCCCUCGCCUCAUUCUGCUGGAACUGAUGUCUGGAGGGGACAUGAAGAGUUUCCUGAGGCACAGUCGUCCACACCUGGACCAGCCAUCACCUCUGGUCAUGCGGGAUCUGCUGCAACUGGCCCAGGACAUAGCCCAGGGCUGCCACUACCUGGAGGAAAAUCACUUCAUCCACAGGGAUAUUGCUGCGCGGAACUGCCUGCUGAGCUGCACUGGGCCCAGCCGUGUGGCCAAGAUUGGGGACUUCGGGAUGGCACGAGAUAUCUACCGGGCCAGUUAUUACCGCAGGGGGGACCGGGCCUUGCUCCCAGUCAAGUGGAUGCCCCCAGAGGCCUUCCUGGAGGGCAUCUUCACAUCCAAGACAGAUUCCUGGUCUUUUGGGGUGCUUCUCUGGGAGAUCUUCUCACUGGGCUACAUGCCCUAUCCUGGGCGCACCAACCAGGAGGUGCUGGACUUCGUCGUUGCAGGGGGCCGGAUGGACCCUCCUAGGGGCUGCCCAGGGCCUGUGUACCGCAUCAUGACCCAGUGUUGGCAGCACGAGCCUGAGCUCCGCCCCAGCUUUGCCAGCAUCUUGGAGCGUCUUCAGUACUGCACUCAGGACCCUGAUGUGCUGAAUUCACCCCUGCCAAUGGAGCUGGGGCCCACCCCAGAGGAGGAAGGGGCUUCUGGGCUGGGGAACAGAUCUUUGGCGUGCCUAAGACCCCCACAGCCCCAGGAACUGAGUCCAGGGAAGUUGAAAAGUUGGGGAGGUAGCCCUCUUGGCCCCUGGCUUUCCUCUGGCCUCAAGCCCCUCAAAUCCAGGGGCCUCCAACCUCAGAACCUCUGGAAUCCCACCUAUCGCUCCUGAGCCCCAAGGAGCCCUGAGGGUGAGGACUGAGGCACUGAGGGUCCCUCCCUGUACUCCUCAGGCUCCUGGGUGGCCUGUUAUGCCAGCGGCCCCUGUUCCCUGCAGUCUGUGCUCCGUGUCUGGGCCUGUCUCGGAGCUGGCCUGGCAGCACUGCACUUGCCAUGCCGGAAACCAGCCCAGGCCUCCCAGGGAAAGGCCCAGCCACUUCCAGCUUUUGAUCUUUGGGCCAGAGGCCACCUUACACACACCCCAGGUGUCCAUGGGGAGCACUGGAUUGCCCUCCUACUAUGAGCAUCCUUCAUCUGGGCAGAACCCCACCCUGCAGAUGCUUCUAAUAAAAAGCGCUUCUCAUC